ACCAGGGGGCGGUGUGCACGUAACGUAACAAGAGUCAUAACAAGAGACUCUAAAGGAUACAAUACAGAACCAUGGCGGAGAAAGAUGCAGAAAAUGUCAAAAUGCAUAAUGAGAGACUACUUCUGAACCGGAGGAAUGAGCUCGACUACUGGAAGAAGAACGCCGAGCGGAUCCGCGGGCGGAACCGGCUGACGGGGCUCGCCAUCGGCGCGUUUGUGGUCGGCAUGUUCGGCUACACCAUCCUCUCUGUCAAGCAGGAGAAAAUAAUGGAUGACAUCGACAAAGAAGCAAAGGUCCAAAUCUGGAGAGGUCCUCGUACUGGAGCCAACUCCUAGAUCCUGUGUGUGUGUGUGGCUGUGCGUUAAAUUAAAUGUGCGUGUGCUGUAUGAUUAAUCAAGACCGCAGGACCCACUUGGUUGUGGAUGAAGAACAGAACCCAACAGAGUCUAGUAUGGAAGAAUUUGAGUCAACAUCAAAUCUGUAAACGUCUCAUGAGAAAAAGAAAGAAGAAAAUGUUGCGUGUUGUUGACUUGCUGCUUCUACAUAUCUUAUCAACCAGAGGAAUACAAAACUAUAUUUAACAUGUAUGUCAUCUCUGAGGAGGCGCCACUCAAUGUUCUGUCAUGCACUAUGUUCUGUCACAUUAUAUUAAAUUAUCUUCAUAAAUAAAGUGGUUGUAAAAUAAAAAUGGUUAUCUAAAAUG
This is a messenger RNA of Gadus chalcogrammus (walleye pollock), 703 nucleotides long. RefSeq names its product cytochrome c oxidase assembly factor 3 homolog, mitochondrial-like. The record is from RefSeq and is a predicted model, not a curated record. The transcript has 2 exons. Gene Ontology annotation, cellular component: mitochondrial inner membrane. The coding region runs from base 72 to 335 and encodes 87 amino acids. Lineage: Eukaryota; Metazoa; Chordata; Actinopteri; Gadiformes; Gadidae. Gene Ontology annotation, biological process: mitochondrial respiratory chain complex IV assembly.